Molecule: messenger RNA, 4612 nt
Organism: Serinus canaria (Common canary)
Lineage: Eukaryota; Metazoa; Chordata; Aves; Passeriformes; Fringillidae
Gene: TPP2
Product: tripeptidyl peptidase 2
Exons: 30
Coding region: 75-3860 (1261 amino acids)
Biological process (GO): proteolysis
Cellular component (GO): cytosol
Molecular function (GO): serine-type endopeptidase activity; tripeptidyl-peptidase activity
Source: RefSeq, a predicted model, not a curated record
GCACCGCGCAUGCGCCGCCCUCCCGUGGCCUCUCGCAGCCUGUCCCCCCCGGCCCCGCGCCCCGGUCUCGCGCCAUGGCGGCCGCCGCCGAGGAGCCGUUCCCGUUCCACGGGCUCCUGCCCAAGAAGGAGACCGGCGCCGCCGCCUUUCUCGCCCGCUUCCCCGACUUCGACGGGCGGGGGGUGCUGCUGGCUGUGCUGGACACCGGCGUGGACCCCGGGGCGCCAGGCAUGCAGGUUACAACUGAUGGGAAACCGAAGAUAAUUGAUAUAAUUGACACUACGGGCAGUGGUGAUGUAACUACAUGUACCAUUGCAGAACCUAAAGAUGGAGAAAUUACUGGUCUUUCUGGAAGAACUUUAAAGAUUCCAGCAAACUGGGUAAAUCCUUCAGGCAAAUAUCACAUUGGCAUAAAAAAUGGCUAUGAUAUCUAUCCUAAAGCUCUUAAGGAGAGGAUUCAGAAAGAGCGCAAGGAAAAGCUCUGGGAUCCUGUUCACAGGCUUGCUCUGGCAGAGGCCUGUAGGAAACAAGAGGAAUUUGAUGCUGCUCAUAGCUCUCCCUCACAGGUAAAUAAGCUAAUAAAGGAAGAACUUCAAAAUCAAGUGGAAUUGUUGAAUUCUUUUGAGAAAAAAUACAGUGACCCUGGCCCAGUAUAUGAUUGUGUAGUGUGGUAUGAUGGUGAGACCUGGAGAGCCUGCAUAGAUACAAGUGAGAGUGGUGACUUAGCUAACUGUACAGUGCUGAGAACCUACAAAGAGGCUCAGGAAUAUGGAUCUUUUGGAACAUCUGAGAUGUUGAAUUAUUCUGUGAAUAUAUAUGAUGAUGGAAACCUUCUUUCUAUUGUUACAAGUGGAGGAGCACAUGGAACACAUGUGGCUAGUAUUGCAGCUGGAUACUUUCCAGAAGAACCAGAACGGAAUGGUGUGGCUCCUGGAGCUCAGAUUCUUGCAAUCAAGAUUGGUGAUACAAGACUAAGUACAAUGGAAACUGGCACUGGUCUAAUAAGAGCUAUGAUAGAAACAAUAAAAUACAAAUGUGAUCUUGUCAACUACAGCUAUGGAGAAGCAACACACUGGCCAAAUUCUGGGAGAAUUUGUGAAGUGAUUAAUGAAGCAGUGUGGAAACACAAUGUAAUCUAUGUUUCAAGUGCAGGAAAUAAUGGUCCUUGCCUUUCUACAGUUGGAUGUCCUGGUGGAACUACAUCAAGUGUAAUAGGUGUUGGUGCCUACGUGUCACCUGACAUGAUGGUUGCUGAAUACUCUUUGAGAGAAAAACUGCCAGCAAAUCAGUACACUUGGUCAUCCAGAGGGCCUAGCACUGAUGGAGCCCUUGGAGUAAGUAUCAGUGCACCAGGAGGUGCUAUUGCUUCUGUUCCAAACUGGACUCUGCGAGGAACACAGCUCAUGAAUGGCACAUCCAUGUCUUCUCCCAAUGCAUGUGGAGGCAUUGCGUUAGUAUUGUCAGGACUCAAAGCUAAUAAUGUUCAUUACACUGUUCAUUCUGUCAGAAGAGCAUUAGAAAAUACUGCAGUGAAAGCUGAAAACAUAGAAGUAUUUGCACAAGGACAUGGUAUUAUUCAGGUUGAUAAAGCCUAUGACUACCUCAUUCAGAAUUCAUCAUUCACAAGUAACAUCGGCUUCACAGUUACUGUCGGCAGCAACCGUGGAAUCUACCUCAGAGAUCCAGCCCAGAUUGUGGCGCCAUCUGAUCAUGGGGUUGGCAUAGAACCUGUCUUUCCUGAGAAUACAGAAAACACUGAAAGAAUAUCUCUCCAGCUUCAUUUAGCUUUAACUUCAAAUGCACCAUGGGUCCAGUGUCCUAGUCAUUUAGAACUCAUGAACCAGUGUCGACACAUAAAUAUUCGUGUGGAUCCACGUGGCCUGAGUGGAGGAGUGCAUUAUACAGAGGUGUGUGGAUAUGAUACAGCAAUGCCUAAUGCAGGCCCUUUGUUCAGAGUUCCUAUCACUGUUGUUAUACCAACAAGAGUAGAUGAAUCAUCAAGCUAUGACCUGACAUACACAGAUGUCCAUUUUAAACCUGGUCAGAUCCGAAGGCACUUCAUUGAUGUUCCCCAGGGAGCUACAUGGGCUGAAGUGACAGUGUGUUCAUGUUCAGCUGAUGUGACUGCCAAGUUUGUGCUUCAUGCCGUUCAGCUGGUGAAGCAAAAAGCAUACAGAAGUCAUGAGUUCUACAAAUUUUCAUCCUUACCAGAAAAAGGCUCAGUCAUUGAAGCAUUUCCUGUCUUAGCUGGAAAAACCAUUGAAUUUUGCGUUGCUCGGUGGUGGGCAAGCCUUAGUGAUGUUAGCAUUAAUUACACAAUUUCUUUCCAUGGUGUUCUUUGUGGUGCUCCUCAGCUAAACAUGCACGCUUCAGAAGGCAUCGUACGGUUUGAUGUUCAGUCCCUGUUGAAAUACGAAGAUAUUGCUCCAUGCAUAAGUCUGAAAAGCUGGGUUCAAACGCUCAGACCAGUGAGUGCAAAAAUAAAACCUUUGGGAUCCAGAGAUAUUUUACCAAAUAAUCGUCAACUGUAUGAGAUGAUUUUGACCUAUAACUUCCAUCAGCCUAAGAGUGGAGAAGUAACUCCAAGCUGUCCACUUCUUUGUGAAUUGUUGUAUGAAUCUGAAUUUGAUAGUCAGCUCUGGAUUAUUUUUGACCAGAACAAAAGACAGAUGGGUUCAGGAGAUGCCUAUCCACACCAGUAUUCUGUGAAACUGGAAAAAGGAGAUUACACUAUUCGGUUACAAAUUCGUCAUGAGCAGAACAGUGAGCUGGAUCGCAUCAAAGACCUGCCAUUUAUUGUUUCUCAUAGGCUGUCUAGUACCUUGAGCUUAGAUAUUUAUGAAAACCACAGCCUUGCUCUCUUAGGGAAGAAGAAAUCCAACAGUUUGACAUUACCACCAAAACACAGUCAGCCAUUCUUUGUUACAUCCCUGCCUGAUGACAAAAUACCUAAAGGAGCAGGACCAGGAUGUUAUCUUGCAGGAAGUCUUACUCUGUCUAAAACAGAACUUGGAAAGAAAGCUGGGCAGUCUGCAGCAAAGCGACAAGGAAAAUUUAAAAAGGAUGUCCUUACUGUUCAUUAUCAUCUGAUACCAUCACCAUCAAAGAGUAAAAAUGGCAGCAAAGAGAAAGAAAAAGAACAGGAAAAAGAAAAAGAUGCAAAAGAAGAAUUUGCUGAAGCUUUAAGAGACCUAAAAAUACAGUGGAUGACCAAGCUGGAUACCACUGACAUGUAUAGUGAGUUGAAAGAAGCAUUUCCCAAUCAUCUUCCUCUGUACGUUGCAAGACUUCAUCAGCUGGAUUCUGAAAAGGAACGAAUGAAAAGACUUGAUGAAAUCGUUGAAGCUGCAAAUACAGUAAUUUCUCAUAUUGAUCAAACAGCAUUAGCAGUAUAUUUUGCUAUGAAGACUGAUCCCAGGCCUGAUGCAACUACUAUAAAAAAUGAAAUGGAAAAACAGAAGAGUACUUUAGUGGAUGCACUGUGUCGAAAGGGAAGUGCUCUGGCUGACCAACUUCUUCAUCUGCAGACCCAAGAAGGGGCUGCUUCCAGUGAUGCAGAAGGCAAAGAUGAGGAUCAUGAAAGCUGCUCAGAAGCUUUGACAGAGACAUUCUGGGAAACAACAAAAUGGACUGAUCUUUCUGACAGCAAGGUUUUGACUUUUGCCUAUAAGCAUGCAUUGGUAAAUAAAAUGUAUGGAAGAGGGCUCAAGUUUGCCACAAAACUUGCAGAAGAAAAGCCAACAAAGGACAACUUAAAAAACUGCAUUCAGCUAAUGAAGUUGCUUGGAUGGACUCAUUGUGCAACUUUCACUGCAAAUUGGCUUCCUGUCAUGUAUCCACCUGAUUAUUGUGUAUUCUAGAGAAUCAACAAUUGUAAAAUUUAAAUGAUUUUAUAUGGGACAGGAUAGGAAAAGAGAAGUUUGACUUUUUAUUCGAACGCAUGUUUUCAUUACUGAAUGCUGAUUAUUAAAUUGUGUGUAUUUAUCAGUAAGGGCACCUGGGUAUGGCUUAAUACCUGUUAACCUAACUCCUGUCAUCAAGGAGUUUCCUUAUUGUGCAUCCCAUUGCUGGCAAUGGAUGUGCCAGAACUGCCAACAUCAAGGAUUUGGAAUUAGUUUGGAAAGAAUUACUGCAUGCAUGUUAUGUUCUGAAUUGUUACUUUGAACUGCAAACCUGUAAAAGUUCUGUAUUUUUUAUGGUACACUGAAUUUUAACAUGUUUAAUCUUAAUUUCAAUUGUAUGAAGGCCUUAAAGCUACUUCAAGAGUAGCUAAAAUCUUACUUAUUAGAUGAAAAUAAUGGACACCUGUAUUGUUUGCAAGAGUUUACAUUUAAUGUUUUUGAGAAAAAUUCAACCUCUCAUGGUUACAAUGUUUCUCAGAAUUGCUGAUGCAUAGGUACUCUUGUAAAUUUUCAAAACUCUUAAUUUUGGAGGGAUUUCAGGCAAACUCAGAAAUCCUGGUGAAGCUGAGUAUCAGGACAGGCUGAUACAUGUAUAAAAGUGCCAGACAGUGACAUGUUGAUCAGAUAUUGUAAAGCUAUACAUAGAUGUUUAUUAAUGUUAAAAAUACAAAACACAGCAGAAUAAAUGUGCAAAGUUGAAGAUCAAAAUA